Molecule: messenger RNA, 2098 nt
Organism: Diorhabda sublineata
Lineage: Eukaryota; Metazoa; Arthropoda; Insecta; Coleoptera; Chrysomelidae
Gene: Bap60
Product: brahma-associated protein of 60 kDa
Exons: 7
Coding region: 498-2003 (501 amino acids)
Biological process (GO): regulation of transcription by RNA polymerase II
Cellular component (GO): nucleus; SWI/SNF complex
Source: RefSeq, a predicted model, not a curated record
UUUGUGCACUUGACUGUUCGAACUUCAUAUAUUUGUAACGAAUAUUAGAUUAAUUUAAAAGCAAAUAAGCAUUUAAUUUAUAAAGAUAAAAAUAUUUUCGAAAUUUUAAAUGACUAAGGGUACGAUCACAUCGAAUAGACAGCCUUAAACCAGCUCUAAUUUCAAUAAAUAUUUUAUCUAUGUUCCUCAAAAUUAUAAGAGGUAAUCAUUUACACCUAAUAAAAUAUUUAUAUUAUCAACAAGUUUUAGAUGUACAAUUGUAAAUUAACAAAUUUUACGCAAUAUAAUGUACGCUAAAGCUGUUGAUUUCAUAUCGUAGAGGAAAAUUGUGUUUUUUUUUCUCUAGUUGUUUCUAUUACCAUUUAUCUAUUCAUAACCAUGUGACAGUACUCUUAGUUUUUUUGUCAGUGUAAAAUGACACUGUCAUCUGUCAUUCGCAAAUGACAAUGUCAACUGUUUUUAUCAUCGUUUCGUAACUUUUGUUUAUAGAGUAUUUGAUGAUGGCUCAGAGAUUUCCAGGUCCUGUACCAAAUCAAGGUCCUGGCGGACCUCCCCCUCAGAGAUACCAACAACCUCCAAAUCAAGGAAUUCGACAAUAUGCACAGCAAAAUUUUCCGCAACGGCCCGGUUAUAAUCCUCCUCCUCCGAAUAUUCCAUCAAGCGGUGGUACGAUGAUACAAAGACCUAGUGGUGCUCCUUAUUCGCCCAUGCGAGGCGGGCCUAUGCCUCCUCAGCCGGGAAACAAACGCCCUACCGAUAAUAGAAAUCCGAUGCAACAAAAAAAUAAUGACUACAGCCACAGCACUAGUAAAAAGAAAAAAAAGCUUGCAGAUAAAAUUUUACCACAAAAAGUGAGAGAUCUAGUGCCUGAAAGUCAGGCAUAUAUGGAUUUAUUAGCGUUUGAAAGAAAACUCGAUUCUACUAUUAUGAGAAAGAGGUUAGAUAUCCAAGAAGCUCUGAAACGCCCUAUGAAACAAAAAAGAAAGCUAAGAAUUUUCAUUUCUAAUACAUUUUAUCCUGCUAAAGAACCUCAACCUGAAGGACCUGAUGGUCCUUGUCAAGAAGGCUCUGUUGCAUCCUGGGAGUUGAGAGUGGAAGGCAGACUCUUGGAAGAUUCGAAGAAUGACCCUAAUAAAGUGAAGAGAAAGUUUUCUUCUUUCUUCAAGUCUCUUGUUAUUGAACUUGAUAAGGAUUUGUAUGGGCCUGAUAAUCAUUUAGUCGAAUGGCAUAGAACACUGACAACACAAGAAACUGAUGGAUUUCAGGUCAAACGUCCCGGUGAUAAAAACGUAAGAUGUACUAUUUUAUUACUUCUCGAUUAUCAGCCUUUGCAGUUUAAACUUGAUCCUAGACUUGCUCGUCUUCUGGGGGUUCACACUCAAACUAGACCAGUGAUUAUUUCAGCUCUUUGGCAGUAUAUUAAGACACAUCGUCUUCAAGAUGCUCAUGAACGCGAGUUUAUAGUAUGUGACAAAUACUUGGAACAGAUUUUCAAUUGUUCCCGUAUGAAAUUUGCCGAGAUUCCUCAAAGAUUGAACCCACUGUUGCAUCCACCGGAUCCAAUAGUAAUCAACCACGUGAUAUCGGUUGAAGGUGGAGCAGAGAGCAAACAAACUGCUUGUUAUGAUAUUGACGUUGAGGUGGACGACACUCUGAAAACUCAGAUGAAUAAUUUCUUGUUGAGUACUGCUAGUCAACAAGAAAUACAAGGAUUGGAUGCUAAAAUUCACGAAACUGUUGAUACGAUCAAUCAGUUAAAGACUAAUAGAGAAUUUUUCCUUAGUUUUGCGAAAGAUCCGCAGCAGUUUAUACACAAAUGGAUCGUUUCGCAGACUCGUGAUCUCAAGACAAUGACGGAUGUUGUUGGAAAUCCCGAAGAGGAACGAAGAUCCGAUUUCUUCUAUCAACCUUGGGCGCAAGAGGCAGUGUGUAGAUAUUUCUAUACAAAAGUCCAACAGAAACGGGCUGAACUCGAACAAGCACUUGGUAUACGUAAUAAUUGAAAUUUCCCAUAUUUUAAAUGUUAGAAUAAGCUCAUUUUUGUAUGGUAUAAUGUAAUUUUUUGGAAUUGAUUAUUAAAUAUAUACACGCUUUUCUA